AUGCCACUCGCCAACUUUGGCACCCUAGUUCUCCACCAUCUCGUCUUCGUCGCGCAUUUGGUUUAUUUCCAUAUUGCUUUCUCGCAUAUGGAACCCAGUGCCCUCGUGGCUCUAUAUUGCGUCUCCAAGCUACUCGCCCGUCGCGCCGACGACAUUGAUGGUCCUCCUCCAGAAUGGCCCCCGCCAGUGAUCCAAUGCUUGAACCAUGUCAUCGCAACAGCCGACAAGGGUCCCGGAAACCAAAAAGUUGGCAUUCGGGAUCGCAUCGCCUGCUAUCAAUGGACAUAUUUCACUAUGACCAUGUCGACUGGAGGCGUUGCAAAUAUUCUUUACUCAUUGAAGUGGGAAGCACCUUGGCUGCGUGGCAUUGGCCUCUUCUUCUUUUUUCUUAAUCUUGUCCUUUUUGUAAUGAAUUGUAUUCUUAUAUGUACAAGAUUCCAUCUGAGGCCUGGGAGUUUCGUAAACUCCUUCACAGACCAAGUUGAAUCGCUCUUUAUAUCAGCUUCUUUGGUCUCUAUUGCUGUCAUAUUAAUCAACACCUGCCAAUAUGGUAUCCCGUACACCGGCGUAUGGCUAGUCCACACUAUGGAGUGUGUCUUUUGGGUUUACGCUGCCCUCAGCGUCUCUCUCAGCGCAUUCCUAUAUCUUAUAUUAUGGUCAACUCUAAUCUUCCCCGUCCAUACCAUGACACCAACCUGGGUCUUCCCAGCGUACCCUCUGUUACUUAAUGCCCCCUUCGCAGCAAAUCUCAUCGCGGCUGCAGAUUCAGCUGGGCACAAACUAUCAACCAACACUGUCGCAAUGGCACUUGGGGCCACUGCUAUUCAAGGAACCGGUUGUCUGAUCGCUUUUAUGAUAUCGUCGGCCUUCAUAUACCGCCUCAUGACGCAGAAGCUUCCGCGGGAUAUGCAGAGACCUGGUAUCUUCAUGUCUAUCGGUCCCUACGGCUUUACCGCUGCUGGUAUAGCCCAACUCGGCAGCCAAGCAGACUUGGUAAUACCCCCAAACUUUCUUGACAACCCUCAGUUUGCCGCUAUCAUUAAAGUCAUCAGCAUUCUCGUCAGCCUCUGGCUCUGGGGCCUCGCCAUGUGGUUCUUCAUUGUUUGUGUCGGCGCAUUGUGGAAAUAUUCUCUUUCAGGUCAUCAUCUGCCGUUCCAGAUGACCUGGUGGUCUUUCGUUUUCCCCAACACGGCUCUUGUUACUGCUACCAGUGUCAUGGGUAAAAUAUUCGAUAGCGAUGGCCUGCAUAUAUUUGCCUCUGUCAUGACCGCUGCAAUCAUCAUCGUCUGGGCUCUUAUCUUUGUCCGAAUGUGUUGGAGUCUGAAAUCGAGGAAACUUCUCUGGCCAAAGGAUGGAAAAUAGGGCUUAUCAGAAUGAUUGCAGCCUGGCACCGUUUUUGUGCCAUUUUCCUUCGUCUCAUCAUAACAGUCUUAUUGAUUAAGAUUUCGGCAGGUCUAGUAUGCCGGAUAUAUCCAGGUCAGCAUA
This is a messenger RNA of Fusarium redolens, 1485 nucleotides long. RefSeq names its product voltage-dependent anion channel-domain-containing protein. The record is from RefSeq and is a predicted model, not a curated record. Gene Ontology annotation, molecular function: malate transmembrane transporter activity. The coding region runs from base 1 to 1362 and encodes 453 amino acids. The transcript is spliced from 10 exons. NCBI's taxonomy places the organism in Eukaryota, Fungi, Ascomycota, Sordariomycetes, Hypocreales, Nectriaceae. Gene Ontology annotation, biological process: malate transmembrane transport. Gene Ontology annotation, cellular component: membrane.